Messenger RNA from Alternaria rosae, 748 nucleotides. RefSeq lists its product as uncharacterized. The record is from RefSeq and is a predicted model, not a curated record. The transcript has a single exon. Lineage: Eukaryota; Fungi; Ascomycota; Dothideomycetes; Pleosporales; Pleosporaceae. The coding region runs from base 193 to 579 and encodes 128 amino acids.
GUUUCUUCUCCCUUCACGCGACAGCACUACGACCCCGACAUCUCAACAUUCGUGCAUUACUUGCCAAACAAAGAUACGAGAAUACAACAUAUUUCCGAAUAGACGUUGCUCUCUGCUAACAACUGUUGUGGCCUCUGUAGGGCGCGCAUCCCCAAGCCCAGCGUCUGCUUGCCCCUGCCUAUUACGGCGUUCAUGCGCUUGUUGACUAUCGCCCCUGUCGGAGUUGCGCGAAUAAUUGUUUCUUUCUUCCGCGCGUUUGCAGCGAGUACGAAGGCCCUCUCUGGUCCCGCUCGCGCUCGACCGUAUAUCGCAGAGGCGUUUCUUUGGCACGGACGCUUUCCGCUCGUGGUAGGUUCAAUUCAAGAUCUCAUGCCGCCGAGCACCACCAUGCGCAGACUAAGUUCGCACAUUCCCUUUUCUAUGAUCCCCUUCCUCUUAUCUCCUCUAGGGUCUGGCUGCGAACACCUCUCGUCCAGGUGUUGUAUAUUAGUCCGCAUGCCCAGACGCCUUGGAAGUUCUUGGACUCCGCUAGCGGGCCGUGGCAAUGAUGUUCGCUCCUUUCCCGAGGCCGCCUCUUGACAGUCCCGAGAGUACCAAGCCGGAUAUCUGUGGCGCACCAUGUGUAUACGGAUUUCGCUGCUUGGCGACAGUACUCCACUCAAGGAGUGUAUAGACACCUUCCCUAUCAAGUUAGCGGAAUGGUAGUCCUGACCUUCCGCAUGGAGUAUGGAUGCCAACGGAUGCCCAG